Molecule: messenger RNA, 3744 nt
Organism: Hordeum vulgare subsp. vulgare (domesticated barley)
Lineage: Eukaryota; Viridiplantae; Streptophyta; Magnoliopsida; Poales; Poaceae
Product: protein argonaute 1B
Exons: 23
Coding region: 232-3534 (1100 amino acids)
Biological process (GO): regulatory ncRNA-mediated post-transcriptional gene silencing
Cellular component (GO): cytoplasm
Molecular function (GO): protein binding; RNA binding
Source: RefSeq, a predicted model, not a curated record
CUUUUCCCCCAGCGAGCUGCACUGCUGCUAAUUAACCGCAAGCGGCCGUCGUCUUUCCGCUCCUCAAAAAAGCAGCCGAGGGGGGGUGGUCACUGGAGGCGGAGACAGAGGGAGGGAGCAGCGCCAGCAGCACCAGCGAUAGUGGGGGGGGAGCUCGGACGAGGCCUAGGGUUUCCGGAGCCCGCCUCCUCCUGCGCCGCCGUUCGCCGAGCUUGCUCAGCAGCGGCCAUCAUGGUUAGGAAGAAAAGAACUGGUCCUGGCAGCCCUGGUGAGAGUUCUGGGGAAGCUUCGGGAGCUUCUGGACAGGGUUCCUCGCAGCGAGCUGAGAGAGCUCCUCAACAGCAUGGUGGAGGACGUGGUUUGGCACCGCAACACGGUAGCCGUGGUGGGGGGCAACAUCAGGGCCGUGGUGGGCACUAUCAGGGGUAUGGAGGAUCAGCUUCACACCAUCCAGGUGGUGGCCCACCUGAAUAUCAACAGCGUGACUAUCAGGGGCGUGGACAUCCCGGUGGCGGUCCACCUGAAUAUCAACAUCGUGACUAUCAGGGGCGUGGACAUCCGGGGGGUGGCCCACCUGAAUAUCAACCACGUGACUAUCAGGGACGUGGUGGUGCACGCCCCAGAGGUGGUGGAGUGCCGCAGCCAUACUAUGGUGGGCAUAGGGGAGGUAGUGCUGGACGUAAUGUUCCUCCAGGUCAAUCAAGAACAGUUCCCGAGCUGCACCAAGCCCCCCAUGUCCAAUAUCAAGCCCCGAUGGUUUCACCAUCUGCAUCGGGAGCUGGCUCAUCCUCUCAGUCUGUGGCAGAGGUGAGCAGUGGACAAGUUCAGCAACAGUUUCAGAAUUUUGCGAUCGUCGAUCAAAGUUCAACAAGCCAAGCCAGUCAACUGGCACCAGCAUCAAGCAAAUCAGUUAGAUUUCCGUUGCGCCCUGGAAAGGGUACACAUGGGGAUAGGUGUGUUGUGAAGGCAAACCAUUUCUUUGCUGAGCUCCCUGAUAAAGACCUUCACCAAUACGAUGUCUCCAUAACUCCAGAGAUUACAUCACGUGGUGUCAAUCGUGCUGUGAUGGCAGAACUUGUUAGGCUGUAUAGACAUUCUCAUUUGGAUGGACGGCUACCUGCCUAUGAUGGAAGGAAGAGCCUAUAUACGGCUGGGCCAUUGCCAUUUCCUUCAAGGACAUUUGAAAUUACUCUGCACGAUGAAGAAGAAACCCUUGGUAGUGGUCAAGUCGCACCAAGGCGUGAGAGACAAUUCAGGGUGGUGAUCAAGUUUGCUGCUCGUGCUGAUCUCCACCAUUUGGCUAUGUUUCUAGCUGGAAGGCAACCUGAUGCACCCCAAGAAGCUCUUCAGGUGCUUGACAUUGUGCUGCGUGAACUGCCUACUGCCAGGUAUUCUCCAGUUGGCCGAUCAUUUUAUUCCCCGAACUUAGGAAGACGUCAGAAACUUGGUGAUGGUCUGGAAAGCUGGCGUGGAUUUUACCAAAGUAUAAGACCUACGCAGAUGGGGCUUUCGUUGAAUAUUGAUAUGUCUUCUACUGCAUUUAUCGAGCCUCUUCCUGUGAUUGAUUUUGUUGCUCAGCUUCUGAGCAGAGACAUCUCAGUUAGACCCCUAUCUGAUUCAGAUCGUGUGAAGAUUAAAAAAGCCCUAAGAGGUGUAAAGGUUGAGGUUACACAUCGAGGAAACAUGCGUAGGAAAUACCGUAUAUCUGGACUAACUUCACAAGCAACACGAGAGCUAUCAUUCCCUGUUGAUGAUCGGGGUACUGUGAAGACAGUGGUGCAAUACUUCCUGGAGACCUAUGGUUUUAAUAUUCAGCACACCACUCUACCUUGCUUGCAAGUGGGCAAUCAGCAAAGGCCCAAUUACCUUCCUAUGGAGGUUUGUAAGAUUGUUGAAGGACAACGUUACUCGAAACGACUGAAUGAGAAACAGAUAACUGCUCUACUGAAAGUGACUUGCCAGCGCCCUCAAGAGCGUGAGAAGGACAUCUUGCAGACAGUGCAUCACAAUGCAUACUAUGAAGACCCAUAUGCACAGGAAUUUGGCAUAAAAAUUGAUGAGCGACUUGCAUCGGUUGAAGCUCGUGUUCUGCCUCCGCCAAGACUUAAAUACCAUGAUAGCGGCAGGGAGAAGGAUGUUUUGCCCAGGAUCGGCCAAUGGAACAUGAUGAACAAGAAAAUGGUGAAUGGUGGUAGAGUCAGCCACUGGGCAUGUAUAAACUUCUCUCGGAAUGUGCAAGAUAGUGCUGCCAGGGGUUUCUGUCAUGAGCUUGCUAUAAUGUGCCAAAUAUCUGGAAUGGACUUUGCACCUGAACCUGUGCUGCCCCCACUUACUGCGAGACCUGAACAUGUAGAAAGAGCACUAAAGGCGCGUUAUCAAGAUGCCAUGAAUAUAAUCAGACCCCAGGGAAGAGAACUUGACCUGCUAAUUGUAAUACUGCCUGACAAUAAUGGUUCUCUUUAUGGGGAUCUCAAAAGGAUUUGUGAGACUGAUCUUGGAUUGGUAUCUCAGUGUUGUCUGACGAAACAUGUUUUUAAGAUGAGCAAGCAGUAUCUGGCAAAUGUAGCUCUUAAGAUUAAUGUUAAGGUUGGCGGAAGGAAUACUGUACUUGUGGAUGCCUUGACCAGGAGGAUUCCCCUUGUCAGUGACAGACCAACAAUAAUAUUUGGUGCUGAUGUUACACACCCUCAUCCUGGAGAAGAUUCCAGUCCUUCCAUUGCUGCUGUGGUUGCUUCCCAAGACUGGCCUGAGGUCACUAAGUAUGCAGGAUUAGUUAGCGCCCAAGCCCAUAGGCAAGAAUUGAUACAGGAUCUUUUUAAAGUAUGGCAAGAUCCCCAAAGAGGAACUGUGACUGGUGGCAUGAUCAAGGAGCUUCUCAUUUCUUUCAAGAGGGCAACCGGACAGAAACCCCAGAGAAUCAUAUUUUACAGGGAUGGUGUCAGCGAGGGCCAGUUCUAUCAAGUUCUUCUGUAUGAACUUGAUGCCAUUAGAAAGGCAUGUGCGUCCUUGGAGCCCAAUUACCAGCCCCCAGUUACUUUUGUAGUUGUCCAGAAGCGGCAUCACACCAGGCUUUUUGCUAAUAACCACAAUGAUCAACGUACUGUUGAUAGAAGCGGAAACAUACUGCCUGGCACUGUUGUUGAUUCAAAGAUUUGCCAUCCGACCGAGUUUGAUUUCUACUUGUGUAGCCACGCUGGCAUUCAGGGAACAAGCCGUCCUGCUCAUUAUCACGUACUAUGGGAUGAGAACAAGUUCACUGCUGAUGAGUUGCAAACUCUAACAAACAACUUGUGCUACACGUAUGCUAGGUGCACCCGCUCUGUAUCAAUUGUGCCUCCAGCAUAUUAUGCACAUUUGGCAGCCUUCCGGGCUCGGUUUUACAUGGAGCCGGACACCUCGGAUAGUGGGUCCAUGGCAAGUGGUGCCCGUGGCCCUCCACAGGGUGGACGCAAUAACAGGGCGUUUGGGAAUGUUGCUGUCAGGCCCCUCCCCGCCCUGAAGGAAAACGUGAAGCGUGUCAUGUUUUACUGUUAAGGUGGCCGUGGUUACUGCUUACACUAUUAUGCAAACCUGAAUCUAUUUGACUGAGUUUGGGUGUGUUAUUUGCACUGCAUUGGUGGCGCUGGGAGAACACCGCCGUGCAAACUUCCGUCGUUGUGCCGUGUGAAACUCUGUGUAACCAUCUACCUAUUUGUGUUGGUAUCUGAACCACCAUAUAUUAUGAAAUUGUUUUCAGUUUGGAAA